Messenger RNA from Bradysia coprophila, 617 nucleotides. RefSeq names its product thioredoxin domain-containing protein 17 clot (gene cl). NCBI's taxonomy places the organism in Eukaryota, Metazoa, Arthropoda, Insecta, Diptera, Sciaridae. The record is from RefSeq and is a predicted model, not a curated record. Gene Ontology annotation, molecular function: protein-disulfide reductase [NAD(P)H] activity. Gene Ontology annotation, cellular component: cytosol.
UUUACACCGUUUGACUGAUGCAACAAGAAAAUAGGAUCCACGAAAGUUGCAUUUACGAAAUGUCAAAAUUGAAUCAUCUGUUCAUUUCGAGUUGAAAAGUAAUGAAAAUGGUGGUUGAACAUCAAGUAAAAGGUUAUGAAGAAUUCACUAAAUUAGCUGAAAGUCUGGAAGGCUCAGGACAAACAAUUCAUGUUUUCUUUACCGGCGGAAAAGAACAACAAACUGGCUUAAGUUGGUGUUCGUAUUGUGUCAAAGCCGAACCAGUGGUGUACGAAUGUCUAAAGUAUUCUGACGAGGAGAGUUUUUUCAUUCACGUUGAUGUUGGUGACCGGGAGUUCUGGAAGGAUUCUAAUUGUCCGUUCCGGAAAGAUCCUCGAACUCAUCUGGUUUACUUACCGACUUUGCUUCGAUGGAAAUCGCCACAGCGUUUAGAUGGAGAGCAAUGUUCCGUUGACAAACUUGUUGAAAUGCUUUUCGUGGAUGAGGUUUAGGAUCUCGGGAAAUACAAAAAUACCACUCCGCCGAUAAUAAUGAAGACCAUCGACUAAAUGUUAUGCAUGUACCACAUUGUCCAUUUAGGUUAACAGAAUUAUACAUUUUUACCCUUUUUAAGUCAA